GCGACUACGUAACUGCCAACUUCACCAAACUGCCAACUUCACCAAACUGCAUCAAAUCCAUCAAGGAUUAUUCUUCCCGUAGAAAAAAAGUUGUAGCAAAAGUUGCACAGUUUCAGUUCAAUUAUGUCCCAAUUCCCAAUUGCUGCCGUGGUAAAAAUUCUAAUUCACGACCCAACACUUUCUCGUGGGAGUAACGAGUUUGCAAAGUUACUUGGCAUUGAUGCAGUCGCGAGGGAUAAGAUACGCAGUAAUCAUACUUUAGGAACAAAUACUUCUACCAAUUAUUACACCGAAUUGCUAGAAAACUGGGCAGGGCGUUUAGGGAAAGACGCAACCGUGGGCAAACUUCGAGGAAUUCUGGAGCAAGGAGAAUUCCAGAGUGCUGCUGAUUUAUUGGAACAUCUCGACGUACCAGAUCCAUCUAAAAACUCAGUCGACCAACCCACCCAGGCCGACAUGUCUGACGCCACCACGUCGACCCCAACACCCGCCUCGACCGACAUGUCCGUCUUCCUUUUGUCGAAUCAAGCCGUGCGGAGAGAUGUUACGAAAACCUUGCAAAAUCAGGUACCUCUGCUUACGGCAUGGGAAAGGUUUUGUGACGACUUAGAUAUCCCGAAAGGGGAGUUGAUAACAUGCAAGCAGCAGUAUUCGAAUGGCUGCAUGACGAAUUAUGCCCUGCUUAAUCAUAUCUUAAGCCUUUGGGGAUCCAGAGAAGGGAGCGAAGGCAACGUUGCCAACCUGAUAAAAGUGUUAAGAUCGGGUGAAUUUCUUGAUUCUGAGAACAAAAUCAAAUGCAAAUUCGCGUCCUGGCCGAUAAGUCAACAGUAAAGGCUUGGAUGAAAGAAGCGUAAACAUCCUGUUGUUCUAGGCCUGAGAUAAACGUCCUCAAAUGUUUAAUUAAAUAUGUGGCUCAAAUAAAGUGAUAUUUUGACAAUGAUUCAUUCACA
Messenger RNA from Folsomia candida, 950 nucleotides. RefSeq lists its product as uncharacterized. The transcript has 3 exons. The record is from RefSeq and is a predicted model, not a curated record. Bases 124 to 831 code for a protein of 235 amino acids. Gene Ontology annotation, molecular function: protein binding. Lineage: Eukaryota; Metazoa; Arthropoda; Collembola; Entomobryomorpha; Isotomidae. Gene Ontology annotation, biological process: signal transduction.